AUGGCAACUUCCACACUCGUGUCUUCCUCUAUGCUUAAAUGCAGCUACAGGAGCCAACUUUCUGUGGCGACGAUCAAGAACCCAUCCUCUUUGGGGUUCUUGAAGAGCGUCUCAAAAGCACCGCGCUUAAGGGCAUCAAACUGCUUCAGGGCAUCGGCUAUGGCUGUCUACAAGAUCAAGCUUGUCGGUCCGCAAGGGGAGGAGCACGAGUUUGAAGUCGACGACGAUGUGUACAUUUUGGAUGCUGCUGAGGCAGCAGGUGUGGAGCUGCCUUUCUCGUGCCGAGCUGGAGCUUGCUCCAGCUGUGCAGGCAUAAUCGUCUCAGGCAGCGUCGAUCAGUCCGACGGAUCCUUCCUUGACGAAACGCAGAUAUCCGACGGUUAUGUCCUUACAUGUUGUGCCUAUCCAAAGUCGGAUGCCGUGUUUUUGUGUCAGGAGUUUCAGGUCUGUCUAUUGCGCGUGGAACUACCUACUAUCUCCUUUGUUAUCAGCAUAGCAAAGCCUACUCUUGCGUUGCUUGAUACUGAAACUAUUGUUGCAUUAUAUUCUGGCUAUAAGAAGCUUGCCUGA
Molecule: messenger RNA, 570 nt
Organism: Zingiber officinale
Lineage: Eukaryota; Viridiplantae; Streptophyta; Magnoliopsida; Zingiberales; Zingiberaceae
Product: ferredoxin-3, chloroplastic-like
Exons: 4
Coding region: 1-570 (189 amino acids)
Biological process (GO): electron transport chain
Molecular function (GO): 2 iron, 2 sulfur cluster binding; electron transfer activity
Source: RefSeq, a predicted model, not a curated record